Molecule: messenger RNA, 3486 nt
Organism: Penicillium nucicola
Lineage: Eukaryota; Fungi; Ascomycota; Eurotiomycetes; Eurotiales; Aspergillaceae
Exons: 1
Coding region: 1-3486 (1161 amino acids)
Molecular function (GO): ATP-dependent chromatin remodeler activity; zinc ion binding; nucleic acid binding
Source: RefSeq, a predicted model, not a curated record
AUGAGCGAUGAUGGGGAACAGCCGCCAUUAAAGAGGCAACGUUUCUUUUCCGACAGCCAGCUCUCGCCCUUACCAAUACAAACCCGAGACACCAACGCGUCGUUUCGUGAAACCGAAGCAAGCUCCGAGCAAUUGCCUGCGGAGGACAAAGAGAACAGCGGGUUUGAUGUGGAGCUUUUUACCAGCAUAAUUGGAGAAACACUCCCAUCCGAGUCUAUCACAAUAAUACGAAAAGCCGCCUCGUGCAACAUCGAACGAGCUGUGAACAUAUACUUUGAUGGAUCAUGGAAGAAGCCUGGGAGGGUCAACGUCAGCCCUGCCAGCCAAGCUCAACAGAAUGGACAUCAAAUAAAAGCGGAACUUGGGGUUGGAAGAUUACGGGAGUCCAUUAAGCAACAGUCGAAGGGUGGUCUCAUGGAAAGUGAAUCCCUCGUUCAGCAGCAGCCACUUUCCCGAUACGUUGGAGCAUUUGGGGUGGGUGGAUGGGCAACUCGGAGUGGAUUGGCAUGUCUUAAGCAUGGUGAAACCGUGAAUAUCGAGCGAGCUCGAUCUCAGCCAACAUUAAAACGUGGUCGUGGGGGGAAGUCUUUCAUGAACAACAAGAGUGACGUUCUCACUCGCUUCACGAACAUGGCAGGUCAAGAAAUCGGACGUCUUCCACAUGAGACAGCUGAGUGGGUGUCCACCCUGAUUGACCAGAAGAUCUGUCAAUUCGAAGGCGUCUGCGUGUUUGUUCCUGACAGGGUCCGCGUCAACGAUACCAUUUACCUGCAAUUGAGAGUCUUCAUGCGCCGUGAGGCAUUUCAACGCGGAGCAUUUGCGGCAUUACACAAGAACGACAAUAGGUCAACCGGUUUGUUCGAAGAAAAGGAGAGCACAGAAGAAAAGAAUUUACGACUGCGCCAAGUGGCUCUUGUAAAAUUGUUCCAUGAGAUCAACCUUCAUCCCACCUCGACAAAUCCGACUACUGAGAAACAUAAACGAGAUGGUAUCUUACGUGCUGCCGAGAUUGCAGACCAAUACGACAGCACCAAGAAAGACAAGUCAAAAUCAGCGAAAGAUCCCAACGACUCCUCCGAUGAAGACUCAACCGAAGAAUUGGAGGACGACCAACUAGAUGCCCUCUACCGCAAAGCUCAGUCAUUUGAUUUCAACAUGCCUGGGGCCGAUCCUGCACCCAGCUUCUCACUUGAUUUAAGAAAAUAUCAACGACAGGCUCUCCAUUGGAUGCUCUCCAAGGAAAAAGACUCAAAUCAAGCCCGAGAAAAGUCGAUGCAUCCCUUAUGGGAGGAGUAUACAUGGCCCACGAAGGAUGUGGAUGACAAGGAUGUGCCUCAAGUUCCAAGGAUUGAUCAUUUCUACGUCAAUCCAUAUUCGGGUGAUCUCAGUGUCGACUUUCCUGCACAAGAGCAACGCUGUCAAGGUGGAAUUCUCGCGGACGAGAUGGGACUUGGUAAAACCAUCGAAAUGCUCAGUUUGGUCCAUUCCCAUAAAGUUGAACCAGAUCCGCAAGUAGCGAACGGUCUUGCCUCGGUGAAUGAUUUAGCAAGAAUGCCAAGCUCUACUGGAGUAAUUCCUGCGCCAUAUACCACACUAGUCGUUGCCCCAACUUCGUUGAUCUCUCAAUGGGAAAGUGAGGCACUAAAAGCCGGAACCUUGAGGGUUCUCGUAUACUAUGGUGCAGACAAGUCUAACAACUUGAGAGACAUCUGCUGCGAGUCCAAAUAUGCAACGGCGCCUCAAGUGAUUGUCACUAGCUAUGGUGUCGUGCUGUCAGAAUUCCGCGCUCUCGCUCUCCAGUCUGCACUGGGGGCCAGUGCAAAUGGUGGUCUAUUCUCUGUCAACUUCUUCCGAGUCAUCCUCGACGAAGCCCAUGUCAUCAAGAACCGUCGAUCCAAAUCAGCGCAAGCAUGCUGCGAGCUGCAGGCAGCUCAUCGAUGGGCUCUGACUGGCACGCCAAUUGUCAAUCGGCUCGAAGACCUGUUCAGCCUGGUGCGUUUCCUCAAAGUUGAACCGUGGAGUAAUUUCUCUUUCUGGAAGACUUUCAUCACCGUACCAUUUGAAUCUAAAGAGUACGUUCGUGCACUGAACGUAGUUCAAAGUGUUUUGGAGCCCCUUGUGCUUCGACGAACAAAGUCAAUGAAGACUCCAGAAGGCGAGCCUUUGGUUCCCUUACCGCGGAAGACUAUUACCAUCGAGGAAGUAGAGCUUCCAAAACAAGAACGAGAGAUUUAUGACUGUAUAUUCACUCGUGCCAAACGAACGUACAACGAUAAUGUCGAAGCUGGAACACUUUUGAAAUCCUAUAGUACUAUUUUUGCGCAGAUCCUUCGACUUCGCCAGACCUGCUGCCAUCCUGUGCUGACACGCAACAAAUCAAUCGUUGCAGACGAGGAGGACAGGGCGGUGGCUGCAGAUGCCACAAAUGAGUUCAAGGACGACAUGGAUCUUCAAGAACUGAUCAACCAGUUCAAUGCUGAAAAUGAGAAUGCCGAUUCUCAAGAGCGCCCCGGCGCAACGGUCAAGUUUACAACACACGCUCUCCGUCAAAUCCAAACCGAGUCCAGCGGAGAGUGUCCAAUUUGCUGCGAAGAGCCUAUGAUUGAUCCUGCGGUAACUGCAUGUUGGCAUAGUGCUUGCAAAAAGUGCCUUGAAGACUUCAUGCAACAUCAAAUGAACAAGAAUGUUGAGGCAAGAUGCUUCAACUGCCGUGCCCCGGUCGACGCAAAGAACAUCUUCGAGGUCGUCAGGCAUCCAUCCUCACACUCAACUCCUCUUGAUGACGAUAUCGCGAGCAGCACAUCACCAACCAACUCCCAGCCCGCACCUCGCAUUUCUCUCCGCCGCAUCUAUCCUCUAUCUCCAUCCGCACAUACCUCCGCCAAGAUCCACGCUCUCAUCAACCAUCUCUGCCGCAUUUCCCCCAACACAAAAUCCGUCGUCUUUUCCCAAUUUACCUCCUUCCUAGACCUCAUCGGUCCGCAACUUACCAAAGUCGGAAUUCAGUAUCUCCGACUGGAUGGCACAAUGCCACAGAAGGCCCGUGCUGCCGUCCUAGCCGAAUUUACAAAAGAAGAAAGCUACACAGACGACGAUAUCAUCGACCCAGAAGAUGACACUCCUGUAGGACAUAUUCGUUCGAAGACAGCACCUGCAACCCCACCAGCUUCAGUCCUCCUCAUCUCUCUUCGUGCUGGCGGUGUCGGCCUCAAUCUUACAGCAGCAAGCAACGUCUUCGUCAUGGAUCCUUGGUGGAGUUUCGCAAUCGAAGCCCAAGCUAUCGACCGUGUCCACCGAAUGGGUCAGACUCGUGAUGUCGUGGUCACACGCUUUGUGGUCAAGGACUCCAUUGAAGGUCGCAUGCUCCGCGUUCAGGAGCGUAAGAUGAAUAUUGCUGGAUCUCUUGGGUUGAGGGUUGGUGGUGAUGACGGGGACGAAGAUAAAAAGAAGGACAGGAUUGAGGAGUUGAAAAUGCUGUUCGAGUGA